AUGACCCGUAGCCAGUCGGGAGAUUUACUACCAUUAGACCAGGAGCUUGAACGGACCUGUAGGAACUUCAAGCGGGCUCUAAGGACGCGACUGGCUGCGGAGGAGGCGCUAGCACAGCUGCAAAUCGCCGACGAAGAAGAGAUGGGUGAUCCACAGGACCAUGAUGUGGUCCUUCCCGAGGAGCAUACCAUGGGAUACUACUGGACCGCCAGAGCCGCGAACAUGAGGUCGCCAAUUCAGCACCCUCAUGUGCCAGCAAAUAACUUUGAGGUGAGCACCUCUGUCAUCACCAUGCUGCGCGGUUCGGUGGUGUUCCGUGGCAAAGAAGGGGAGUGCCCCCGAUCACAUCUAAGGCGAUUCCACGAGCUCAUCGAUGGAAUCAAGAUAAAUGGGUCCCAGCCGAUGCCAUCCAGCUGA
Messenger RNA from Linum trigynum, 417 nucleotides. The record is from the annotation of a GenBank genome assembly. Lineage: Eukaryota; Viridiplantae; Streptophyta; Magnoliopsida; Malpighiales; Linaceae.